Theileria orientalis strain Shintoku is the source of this 1578-nucleotide messenger RNA. RefSeq lists its product as hypothetical. The transcript has 2 exons. NCBI's taxonomy places the organism in Eukaryota, Apicomplexa, Aconoidasida, Piroplasmida, Theileriidae. The record is from RefSeq and is a predicted model, not a curated record. The coding region runs from base 1 to 1578 and encodes 525 amino acids.
AUGGAAUCAAUGAAAAGAGAUUGUCCACAAACACACAAGAGAUUAGAAUCACUCAGGAUCAAAAAGAAUGUUUUAAUGUACUCAUGGAACAUAUUCAGAGCACUAAUAUAUCUGCUGUUCUGUUCCAAAAAAUAUGCAUACUCUGAGCAGACAGAUGAACCUGUAAACUUCAUUAUAGAGCCUGUUCACCUUAACAUCAACAGUAAAUCGUCCAAACACGACUACCAUUACAAUAAAACAGGCAACACUGAAACGUACACUGCAAAUAAAGGGUUCGGAAUCGCAUCAGUAUAUGUGUCGAGCACAUGUUCCAGAAAAGUUAAUACAAUAUGGAGCGCUAUAACAAAUAAAGAAUACGCUAAUAAUGUAGUUUUAACGUCAUACGAUUACAAAAACAUGAAAGAUUUAAGAGUUUUUAUGAUAAAUGGCCAGGAGAGAAUGUACACAAGGAAGUACAAUGAGCCAUGGACUGAAGUAGACCUCUAUAGAAAAAUCUUCGUACAUCUGAUUAUGGAAACUAUGCACGACACGUAUUCGUAUAAUACCAGCGGCAAUAACAAUUAUAGGACGUUUGAUGCAAAGUCACCCUUUCUAUUUUGCAAAAUCAUUAACCUUAGCAGUCAAACCACUACAAAAAAACUAUGGAAUGCCACAAACGCUAACGAGUGUGCAUAUAAGGUUAUAAUCAACAAUCCCGGAGUAGGCGAAAAGACGGACCAAAUAACCAUUUUUUCCUCAAACGGCAAUAUUAAGCACCUAGCAUUAAUAAACUUUAAGUGGGUUGAGAUUUUCCCAUGGAUAGUGCUCAAUAUAUCCCUUAGAGAGUCUAUGUACGAGUAUCAAUAUUGUAAACACGAAAACAACGUUGAAUGCUACAUACCUAAUGGUAACUUUUUGUUCAAGGCGAUUAGGGUGGUCGAGUCCCAAGGAAUGAGAAAUAUGAAUAUUGAAAUAUGGAGAGGAAUCAAUAGCAAAUUUUACUCGAGAAUGGUAUUUUACGCCAAGUCAGAUAAAAAGAACAAGUAUUUGGUCCUAAUUCUCGCCACCAACGAGUUCAUUGUAUUCCACAGAUCCCCAAAAAAUAAAAUAUGGGCAGAUCGUACUAACGACCCAGAUAUCAUAAAGACUCUUAAAGGACUAGGAAUUAAUCUUGACAAGUUUAUACAGACCAAAGAGGUAAUCCGCAGAGACAAACUUAAACAGCGUAAACCUCCACGGGUGGAUUUUGCAAAGUGGAUGCAAUCACUCCCAUUUUUAUCGCAGAAACCUGAAACAAAAGAGGAGCCAGCAGUUCCUGAACCAUCCCCCUCACCUGAGCCAAUUAAAUUGAUAGUGUUGGACAUUGCUAAAAUGUACGGCAACAGUGGCUAUAAAAUACACUAUAUACAUAACAAGGUCAUUUUUAUAGCCGAUAAAGCAUACCUCUUCCUUAGAGUUCAAAAGGGCAACGAGUUAAUAUGGUCCUCCAAAGACGGUUAUCAUCCCUACCAAGUGGUUUACAAGGAAGUUGACGGCACGCCUGAGAUAAAAGUUUACCUUCCCGACUUUAAACCGACUGAUCCAACUCCGAAUCCCUGA